CACCAGAAAGACCAGCACGUCCUUACAACAUCCUGCUCUCCACUGUAAAGAUGUCCAGCUCUGUAUCAACAACCACUCAUGGGGUGGUGGUCAUCACCCAUGUUCACCCUGCUGGGAACGGCUUGGGGAUGGGGGCCUCUCCCCCCACCUGUACGGGUAGGGUAGGACCUGUGGUGUCGUCUGUGAUGGAGAGGUUCCGUGAGGGACAUUCAAAGGCUCUGGGGACAGUACAAAUCAUGGUUGGCGCCAUGACAUUUUUGUUUGGAAUCGUGAUGGCUGUUGGUGAAUUGAGUCUUGGAGUAGCAAGUGGUAUAUUCGUCUGGGGCAGCAUCAUUUACAUAAUUGCAGGCUCUCUCACCAUUGCAGCUGAAAAAUCCUUGAACAAGUGCCUGAUGAAGGCUUCAUUGGGAAUGAAUGUUGUCGCCACAGUGACUGCUGGCAUAGGCACUCUUCUCUACUCUUUAGAUACUGCUGGUGUAUUUUAUUAUUGUUAUGAUUACAUUAACUAUGGGCUAUGUUAUCAAUACUGGGCCAAACAUCAGGGAAUUUCUGGCGUCAUGGUGGUUUUCUCUUUGCUGGAGAUGAUGGUCACCAUCACUGUCUCAGCAUUUGCCUGCAAAGCUGUCUGUCAUUCCACACUACUUCGUUCCCCUGAACAGGUGUUCAUCGUUGGCAGUCACUUACCUCAAGGUGGCCCUGUACCUUCACAGACAACAUUCAACAUCCCACCAAACAGCUAUGAGACUUUGAGGACCCCAAAAGGACCAGAAGAGGGAUUGCCUGCCUACGACAACUACAGACCCCCCCAGUAUAGUCCAGCUAUCAUUCCCUGAGGCUCUUAACUGUGGCUGCUUGCUUGGCUUCUAGGUUCUAUUUAGUUUGUUAUGGUUACUUUAUUACCUACAAUAAUCACUUUUUAAAAUCUUUACACUGGUUAAAGGAAAUCAUACUGACUGUAUGAUUCUUUACCCUGUCAUUUUUCUCUCUCUCCUUGUAGUUCAAACUCUGGAAAUAAAUAAAUGGUGUGACUAUUA
Molecule: messenger RNA, 1034 nt
Organism: Hypomesus transpacificus
Lineage: Eukaryota; Metazoa; Chordata; Actinopteri; Osmeriformes; Osmeridae
Product: membrane-spanning 4-domains subfamily A member 4A-like
Exons: 8
Coding region: 51-833 (260 amino acids)
Cellular component (GO): membrane
Source: RefSeq, a predicted model, not a curated record